Molecule: messenger RNA, 171 nt
Organism: Paraglomus occultum
Lineage: Eukaryota; Fungi; Glomeromycota; Glomeromycetes; Paraglomerales; Paraglomeraceae
Source: the annotation of a GenBank genome assembly
GCUAAUAUUGAAACUCAUGAGGACAAUAUUACGAGGAUUAAAAGAGAACUUCGCCAAGGCAGAAUAAUUGUAGAAAAUGUUGAAAAAAUCUCUCGUCAGUGUGAAAAAAUAGCCACCUUUCGCUUUGAACUAGAUGAAGUAAAUAAACAGCAAUAUCAAGCCCGUCAAGAA